AUGAACCCUUCAGGUCCAUCAUUUUCGACCGACCAGGACCUCCCCGAUUAUCGACGGAUCAAAAAAGGAGCGGAAUUUUCCAGGUAAGCUUACAAAAAAAGCCCAAAAGUGCAUGGACAUUUUUCCUUUUCGCACAGUGCAUUUUGAACUUUUUAACAUGUUUGUCGCCAACGCACAGUGCAUUUUUGUUUUUCUCUUUUCGUACACUGCAAACCGCAAAAAGAGCCGUUUUCACUGUGCAAAUUCCUGGCGUCGACGCAGCGACGUAGUUGAAACUUUCUUUUGUCGCAGCGAUAUUUUCAUGCACAGUGCAAACCCAAAAAAAAAAUAUGAAAUGCACGGUGCAAAACCAGGGUUUUUGUGAUUCGGACAAGGGUCCAUGCACUUUAUGCAUUGAAAUAUCGCUGCGACAUAAGGAAGUUUCAGCUACGUCGCUGUGUCGGCGUCAGAAAUUUGCACAGUGCAAAUGGCAUUUUUUGAGGUUUGCACUGUGCGAAAAGAGAAAAACAAAAAUGCACUGUGCGUUGGCGACAAACGUGGGAAAAAGUUCAAAAUGUAAUGUGGGAAAGCGAAAAACGUCCAUGCACUUUAUGAAAAUAGUAAUAUUAUCUACGAUCGGUAAAAACGAGCUUCAAAUUACUCCCUCAACUCAGGGAGUAAUUGAAGCUUCUAAUCCCAAUUCCGCUCCAACCCCAUUUCUUUCAGUUUCGACGAGUUCAAUCGGCACUUCUCCGCCUGGAAAGAGCAUUACCACCAUCCUUUCCGGAUCUACAAUUCGGACAAGUUCCGGCUAGCCAACGGAGAAGUCCAUCCCAUUUUCAAAGUCCGCGCCGUCAGCUAUCACUGCUCCCGCUAUGGAGAGCCGAGACCUCGAGGGAACAAUCCGCUGGGCGGCAGGCCCACGAAACACUUGGCUUGUGGGUGCCGGGCCGGCCUUCGGAUCGUGUACAAUGCGAAUGGAGAGUGCUUGCGGAUAACCACCUUCAACGACGCGCACAAUGGGCAUCGGACCUCGGCGGAGGAGUACAACUCGAUUGUGAAUAAGCAGUACAAACGGCUGUUUAGUCAAGGUAAAAAAGCGAACAAAAAAUUCUUUUUUUUUUUUUUGAUAUAUCCAUUAUAUUACACUUGUCAAAAUCUGCUUCAGAAACCCGAGAAAGCCUGUCCAAACCAAGCUGUGAUGGACUAUUAAGCUCUUCCGAAGAAAAGCUGCCAAAAAACUCGUCAAAAUCCGACAACAUCACAUCAAAUCCCAAGUUAUUCCCGGUCAUUCCCUACCAUCUCCACUAUUUGAUGUUUCUUAAAUCUCUAAAUUCAACCUUUUCAAAGUCGAAUCUUACUUCUGACACAACUAUCACCACUAUAAACAAAUGA
Bursaphelenchus xylophilus (pine wood nematode) is the source of this 1374-nucleotide messenger RNA. Lineage: Eukaryota; Metazoa; Nematoda; Chromadorea; Rhabditida; Aphelenchoididae. The record is from the annotation of a GenBank genome assembly.